This is a messenger RNA of Clunio marinus, 228 nucleotides long. NCBI's taxonomy places the organism in Eukaryota, Metazoa, Arthropoda, Insecta, Diptera, Chironomidae. The record is from the annotation of a GenBank genome assembly.
AUGUUCUUCGCCAAUGUAGUCGGCAGAAUGAAAGCAAAAUGUGAAGUAAACAUCACUGAAUAUAGAAAUAGCAGCAGAAGCAGCCGCUUGAAAGUUACCUCAAAUUCAACUCCUGAAGCACUGGAAAUGACAAUUUUUGCAACAAAUCAUGAUACAAUAAAAGAUGAAUUUGAUUCAAUGACGCUGGCAUUGAAUCUUGUUGUUGUGAUUGUGAUAAAACAUCAGUAG